Molecule: messenger RNA, 1395 nt
Organism: Perkinsus marinus ATCC 50983
Lineage: Eukaryota; Perkinsozoa; Perkinsida; Perkinsidae
Exons: 4
Coding region: 1-1395 (464 amino acids)
Source: RefSeq, a predicted model, not a curated record
AUGUGCUAUGGUGCUUCCCAAGUUGUCUUUAAGCAAGCGGUCGUGCUUACUUCACUGAUGGUCCGCGUUGCUGAGCCGGGGGGGUAUGUGUUGGUGCGGGGUGUGAUGGUAUCGUUGUCAAUAAAGGAAGAGUUGAGGUGGUGGUGUGUGCUCACUCAAGUGGGUGACCAUAACGUCAUCGAAGUGGCUCGGAGGUUCUCCUCGGUUAGGGCCAGAUGGGGUAAGGUCAGCCUCCCGAUCGACGGUCUUGACAUCACUAGGGUCACCUUCCACUCCAACAGGCUCAUCGAGAUCCUCUCAAUGGAAGCAAUCACAGAGGGCCCUACAACACAGCAGGAUGGUAAGGCUGCAGUGUUGGUGCUCACUCGUCCAACAAGAGGGUGGGUCGAGGCUGUGGUUGGUCCUAAGGCACCCUAUGUUGAUAUGACUACUGUCAUGAGGGAAGGCUUCACUUGGAAUAGUGAGAGAGAACCGCACACUUCACUGCCGCCGCCGGACCCGAUGUUCACUAUGGCUAAGCUCAGAAGGGUAUUGACUCACUUGAGUGCUCAUCAGUGCUGCUUUUGCGGCGACGAUGAUGUAUUGCGCACAGCGAAGAAUUUGGUGUAUCGUAUGGAGCAAGUGGUGGGCACACGCUGGGGUCGGCUUGUUGCUGGCAGUAUUGACGCUAUUGUGGAAUAUUCUGUGGCUUCUGCUACUAUGCAUUAUGACGUUAACUUCUUGAGCGCUAUGGCUAUGUCAUCAGCUAUCGAGUGUGAGAAGAAGGACUGUCCUGUUGCCGAUCCUACCGGUGAGUCGGUGAAGGCGUCACUGUUGAGGCGACUGGAAUGGAUAGAAAAGGCCUAUGAUAAGGCGAGAGAAACCUCACGAGCUGAGAGGGGGCGUAGUUACACCAUCACUGCUGGUGCUGAAUUAACCAAGCAGCCCUAUACUCACCAUCAACAACAACAGCGAGCGUCGUCAAGGUCGGCUCUUACGGCAACCGAGUUGUUGGACUUCCUAGAGGACUUGGCGGUAGAUGGUGGUCAAGUUGUGGCACCACCGGGAGGCGUGGCGGGUUGGAAACGACAAAGGAAGCGACGCAAUAAGAAAGAAUUAGAAUUGGUUGCUGCAAUGGACGGCGCGGUGAUUGACAAUAAUGCUGAUGCGUCUGUUGAGCAUCUGAAGUCUGUGGCUAAGAGCGUGUUCGACUUUGAUAAUCUCAAGGAGGAACAGAUAGAUGUGAUGCAAGCCUUGUUGAGAGACACAAAGAUGUCUUUUAUGCAUCCCCACGGGACGAGGAAGGGCGGUACGAUUUCAGUGCUGGACGCUCUCAUGCGUGCUGAAGAAAGGUCCACGGAGACGAGGACGACCAAGACCGGCCAUAAGCGGAGCCUUCGGGAACGCUUCAAAUGA